UUAGCUGGCCUUUUAAUUGAACGGACAAAGAUCAUAUGUUUCAGUGGAUAAAGAAGAGACGUAAUUAGCGAGGGGAUUUCGCUGAUGAUAGGAUGCAUAGCUCUAAUACAAUAAGAGCAGACGCUAGAACAGACACAAAAUCAUAAACCACGUGAAUGGUUGAAACAUGUCGAGCAACUUUUGAUGCAGGAAAUGGUUGGAGUUCAAAUUUGGUAUUUUUCAUGAUUGGUUUUUAAGAUUACCCUGCUCGAUCGUCGAUAGGAAAUCAGGAAGCAAACAAACACGAUCAACGACCUUGGGAGCAACAACAAACUUGUUAUUUUUUCUUCCUUUUUUAAAGACAGGGCUGCAGUUCUGAUAACUUCGUUGUUAUAGGUCAACCACUUUGGUAUUGGAUUCAGAACCCACCACAACAAAAACCACAGCUCAUUCUUUUGAAAGCCAGGAUCAUCGAUGGCAUUAUCAGCCUCCUUCAUAUCGACAUCUACAUGAACAGUACGCUGUCACGUAAAUCCUUAGAAACGAAACAAGACAUAGCUUAUUGCUGGAGGUAUUAUAUACGUUAAGGAUUAUAUCGACGAUCCGUUGUAUUAGCCAAAGUUAACACAUCGAGGAGUUCCACAAUAUACGACGUUUUCUAUUUGCAACUCAACGUGGAAUCCAUCAGCAUUAAUCCAGCCUCCUCGAACGCGGCGUCGGUGGUAACGAGUUGACUUUUCAGGGAAGUUAAUUGAUGAACACAGGACUUCAUUAAUUGACAGGCCUCGGUUAAAUGGAAAUACUUACUAAUGCUAUUGGCCCGUUGAAUAAUUGAUGUGGUGACGUUUUGUAAGAAUGAGAUAGCGUUUGUUACUGCGAAAGGGAGCCACAAUAACGCCAGUGUUAUGUAAAGGAACUGGAUUUGCGGGAGUUGAUAACGCUUGUCAAAAUCCGCUCUCUUUUUAUCGAAUUACAAUUGUUUCGGAGGCCGUCAUUUGUAUUUUACCAAGACCUGGUCAUUGUCAUAUGCAAGUGCCAAAAUGACUCAAGAUUCCAGCCCGGAUCACUGACAGAGAACACAUUUGCAACAGUCUGAUGAGAGAAGAGGUAGAAAGUACAGACAACAUGCACAGUUUAAAAUGGACUUCAGGUUAAACAUAUCCAAUUGCCGUGCAUAUCGAAUGAAUUAACCAAGGGCCUCAUAUGCACUAACAGUCAAAUUAAUAGCUCGAUAUGUUAACAUAGAACCAGGCAUUAAACGCACAAUACGUAAAUAAACGGAGCAGUGCAGGGGAAUUUCGAUGCAUUUAAAGGAACCAUGGCGUUUAACUGACCACGACAAACAAAGGCAGGUGUUCUUGGAGACAGAGUUGACACAUUGCCUGCCUGUCAAGCGCACCUGAGUGGCUUGACGAUCGAGACACGUCAUUCCAGCACGUGUAGAGGCAUGCUUAGAUGUCAGUAGACCAAUCUGUUGUCAUAUCAGAGGCAUCAAAUUAAUAAUGAACGUCAGUGAGACGGAGAGAUCUCUAGGAAAACCAAUGGUGCUAUUGCCGAAUUGCCAGAACCACUGUUUGACAAAGAGUCAACCGAAGACAGCCGUUGGAAUGGGAGCACUAAGGACGCUUGCCAAGACUCUUUACGUCCAUCAGGUGAUCUUGAUAAUUCUCGCCAUGGUCGGCGAGAUGGCGCAGUCAAGGCUUCUACAACCAGAUAUCGGACACAUAUCCCUCAAUUUGACAGUGGUUGACAUCGAGCCAACAGCCGCCACGAUAGCUUGGAACAUCUCCUCCACAUGGAAUGUUACGUAUCUCGAACUCAGUCACAGAACUUUCUCGGCCAUGGGCACAUCUAAAAGCAGGACUGUGAUAGAACUAGACGGAACAACCAGCGCGUUGAGAAUAAACGGGUUAUUAGAAAGAACCAAGUACGAAGUUAGCCUGACGGCGUUCAUAGCAGGGAUGAGUAAUAGUAGCGAGAUCGUGAUAUUCCUUACACGGUCCAAUGCCGAGCUGGUAAAGCGCGCAAGCGCAAUGCUUCUUCCGGUGGACCUUCUAAUAAUAUGCAUGAUCCUCCUGGCAUGGGGUGUGUCCAUAUCAAUAUUUAUAUGUAAAUGGAGCAAUCUCAGAGUUUUGCCGGCAAGGGAACACCGAUAUAAACACUCCCCAAAGAACUUGGAGAACGUGAAAGUGGUAAAACGGGCCAAUGAUAGUGUGAUUUAUAAGAGUUACAGCCGACAGAUGUCGUUUACGAUGAUAGAAAGAGAGAAACGCUUUGAAAGGAUGCACACACUGGCGUCCAUGCCUGCGGUGACCAUUGAGGAAGAGGUGACGAAAAUGUAGCACGUGCUGUUUGUGACUUGUGGUACGAAGCAUGCGCCUAUUGCGAUAGGUGAGAUGGGGUGCACCAAUUGUGCUUGGUGUGACAUAUAAAUAAAAGCAGCGCGCAUUCUGCUUAUCCGUCACAGGAACAUAAGUCCAUUUGUACUCGUGCUACGAAGGGAUAUUCGCGCACAUUGUUACAGUUACGACUGGGAAAUACAACCAUGCAGAUCAUUUGUUUUCGUUUACUGUCGUGUACCCAUACCACAGGACACAAGAAGAUGACACUUACGAGGGUUCGUUUUGCAGGUCAGAGAAUACCAGGAGCUGUGAACAUUGUUGUGAUGUCUUCUGAUGACCAUGAGGCACGGUACAAUGUGAGAGACAGAAAUUCGUAGCCUACUUCAGUGCAUUGUAGUCCCUAUUGUGUAGGAAAAACAAUGCACGUAAAUAUUUUGUUUUGUUCAGGAUUUAACACUUUGCCCUCCUUUUCUCGGCCUUAAUCGUGUAUUAAUGCAUUUAUACAGUCAGCAUAAAAGAUACAAUAAAUCGACACGGACGAAUGACACUCGCUGGUGCAAAGACAUACUUUAUUAUAAAUGAUUACUUACAUCAGUGGUAGCAAACAUAUAAAAAAUACAUUAAAUUUUAUAAGGAAAUGGUUAUUUGCUGUAUUUACCAGUAACCAAGUGCAGCAGUCGACAAUCGGGAUAUUAUUUCAGUGUAAAACUUUAAGUAUAUUUAUAUAUUGUGGUAUGUACGGAAAAGCAGCACAUCCAGAUAUUAUGUGUAAGGUGAAUAACCGUAGGCACAUACCCUACGCAAGUUAAUCCAAAUGUGACAAUGCGAGAAGCAAUAUAAUUCUCUGUGAGGGUAAAUAAAUAAGAACAGAUGUGUUCAUUGUGUUAGGUGCGACAACUGAGCACAAUCAAUCGCUGCGGUUGUUGAGAUCAGGGGGCGCGCUUGUUGCGCCAUUAUGCUAUAAUAUAUGCUGCAUUUGGAUCUGUGAUCAUCUAUUUUAUGCGUGUUUGCUGAUGAGACAAUGAAGGUGCUGAACAUAAUUGCUCAUUUCAGCAACAUUAGCUUUGGUACAAUGUGUUCUUCAAAAAUCAGUUAACUUGUUUUCCUGAAUUGCAACGGUUUAUACAUGCAUGACAUCUCAUGAAAAUCACUUCAAAUAGCGUAAAAACAUAUUAUUUUUAAAAAAGGGACCUAUAUA
This is a messenger RNA of Lingula anatina, 3519 nucleotides long. RefSeq lists its product as uncharacterized. Lineage: Eukaryota; Metazoa; Brachiopoda; Lingulata; Lingulida; Lingulidae. The record is from RefSeq and is a predicted model, not a curated record. Gene Ontology annotation, molecular function: protein binding.